AUGAAUGUUGUUCUCCUGUUGCUGGCUUUUAUGAUAGGUGUUACAAAGUCAACAGAAGGACAACAGCAACAACAAUCACAUUCACAGAAACCAUGUGAAAAACAGGAAAUUCAUGGGAAGGAAGCGUCAGGAGGUUAUUUGACAUCUCCCAAUUAUCCAUUCAGCUAUCCGUCUAAUCAGGACUGCCUUUUCAAUAUAACUGCCUCUGAAAACUUGGUAAUUCAUCUAACUUUCACCCACUUCCACCUGGAGGGCCGCACGCUACGCUCUAAUCAAUGCCUUAAUGAUUAUCUGAUCAUUACUGUAGUGGAUCGUCAAGGACGUGAACAUGUUGGUGAACGCUUCUGUGGUAAUCAACUCCCUGAACCUUUAUAUACCAUGCAAAAUUCGGUUUAUAUUCGUUUUCAUUCCUCACACACGGACGAGUACUCAGGUUUCCGACUACGUUAUCAGUUCCUGAUGGAAGAAUCAGUAUUUGAACCAGCUAGUAGCUAUUUCGAUGAUGAUCUGAGGUAUCUGCGACACUGCGGCGGUCAUAGCAGUAUGAAAGCAUUCAAUGGUGAAAUACGAAGUCCUGGUUAUCCGUCAUUUUAUCCAAAAAAUGUUACAUGUAAUUGGUUGUUACGUGUAAAUCCUGGUAAAAAAAUUUAUAUACGUGUACAGUAUCUUGAAUUAUCACCAACAAUGGCAGAAUGUGAUAAAGCAUCAGUGUAUAUAAUAGACGGUUAUCGUCAUGAUUCAACAACAGAUAUUGUAACAAAAGAUGAUACAGGUCAAGUGAACUUCUGUGGCAGUCAACUUUAUUAUACCGAGGAAGGUAUGAAGUCGUAUAUGUCCACCGGGAAUCGUCUCAUCGUUCGAUUUGUAACGAAAGAUCAUCCAAGUCCAUCAUUGCUAACAAAGUAUGAGAAACAGGGUAAACCGAUUGGUUUCCGUUUGAUAUGGACCGAAGUUCAGAAAAUUUUACCGGAAGGAAAUGUUUGCCCAGGUUUUGCUUGCAAAGGUGGCGAACUAUGUGUCGAUGACGGACAGAACGUUUGCGCAAGUCGGACUCAAUUGUGCAUUGAUAAAUCGCUUAUCUGCAACGGUGUGUAUAAUUGCGCCGAAAACGAUUAUACGGAUGAAGAGAAUUGCUAUUCUCAACAUAUUAUCAUAUCAACAUGCUCAAUAAUCUUUCUCCUGAUAUUAUUCAUCAUAUCGGUGAUUCUGUGGCAACGAAGAAUUAGGCGACAUGUCGAAGAGCGGAAACGUAAAAGUCUCGAAGCCGCAACAAUGGGAUCAGCUUCGUUGGCAGACAGUAAUGGAAAAAAUGCGGUCAUUUGGGAACCAACAAGAUGUUCCUCGACGAAUCUUGGCCCUUCACUGGACAUUCAUCAUCUUCAUCCUGGACAUUAUCAGAGUCACUGCCACCAUUAUCACGAUCAACAAAAGCAGCAGAAAGAACAGCAAAAUCAUAUAGAUCUCGCCGAAAUGAAUACUUUCCAUUCAGCUCUAUUAUAACUUGAAUUAUGAUUACACUGAAAUCCUUGAUGCAGAUUUUACCUUAUACUCCAUAGCUAUAUUUGGCUGCACAACAUGUCUUAUCAAAAUAUUUGAUUUAUCAAGGCUUCACAAAUGGAAU
Messenger RNA from Loa loa (African eye worm), 1621 nucleotides. RefSeq lists its product as hypothetical. The transcript is spliced from 6 exons. Bases 1 to 1500 code for a protein of 499 amino acids. Gene Ontology annotation, cellular component: plasma membrane. The record is from RefSeq and is a predicted model, not a curated record. Gene Ontology annotation, molecular function: protein binding. NCBI's taxonomy places the organism in Eukaryota, Metazoa, Nematoda, Chromadorea, Rhabditida, Onchocercidae.